UCGGGAGCCCCCGCCCCAACCCGAACCCAAGCCAACCUUCCCCCUCCAACUUGAACGUGUUUGGUUGGGAAUUGGUGUGCUAGAGUGCUAGGCCAAAAACGUGGCAGGACGAUCAGUGUGAAACAGCGCUACUAAGUCGACCAGCAGUUCAUCCAAAAUGCAGUGCAAUUGGGUUGAGAUGGAUGUGGAGGUUGUCAGCCAGACCGGACCCGAUCAGCAGCUCAAGGCGAAGGCGGCCCUCCUUGCAAAAGCGUCAGGGGUUACCCGGCUGGUGAAACUGUCGUGCGACAAGGACCCCACGUGGAGCCUCAAGCUGCUGCAGCGCGCGGCGCCCACGGUACAGCGGCUGAGCGUGUACUUUGCCCUCAAGACGCACCUGAGCGUGGUGCACACCAUGCCGCGACUGACGCGGCUGAACGUGUCGGGGCACUUCGCCCAGCUCGGCCGGCCCCUCGAGCUGCCCUCCUCGCUCCCGCUGAGGCCCGCCGGUUUGCAGUGGCUCAGCGUAGGCGUCAUCGCCCGCACCACGACGCAGUCACUUCUGCGGGCCAACGGCCGCACCCUGGAGGAGGUGGAGCUGUGGAUUGGCACGGCGGGGAACAAGUGUUGGCCGGACAGUUGCGGCGACCUGGCCUGGCUGCUGCAGCAGAGCGGGCUGCGGGCCAUCAAGAGGAUCGUGCUGCGGAGGUACAAGAGGUGCAGCCACGAGCCAGCCGCCUGCAGCAAGCAGCUCGCCGAGGUGCGGCGGGUGCUUCCCAGCGCCGAGGUGAAGUGCGGCAAGUGUGACUACGCCAGGGAGGAUGAGGUCUAACGUCCCGAACGUCGGGCGGCGUGCAGCACAGUUGUGUGGGCGCAAGAAACAGUUUCUUUUGACUUUAGCGUGGCAGUUUCAAUGAUGAGCAAUGAAACCGUCUGCAGCUAAUAAAUGCAUGUUUUACCACA
This is a messenger RNA of Frankliniella occidentalis (western flower thrips), 942 nucleotides long. RefSeq lists its product as uncharacterized. The coding region runs from base 158 to 811 and encodes 217 amino acids. The record is from RefSeq and is a predicted model, not a curated record. Lineage: Eukaryota; Metazoa; Arthropoda; Insecta; Thysanoptera; Thripidae. The transcript is spliced from 2 exons.